AUGGCGGCAGCAGACGCUAUUCAAAGCAUCGCAGCCGCGGAGAAAAGGGUCCUCACUGAGGAGUAUGGGGGCAAGUUAUCGAACAAGUUUAUUGAUGAGCUCAAGGCUGCCACGCUGUUCCAGUUCGACUGGGGUGAAUUGUUAAGCGCUGCCCCGACUGCCCUGUACUUCAUGGGCUCUUGUUGGUUGGCCGCCGCGAACCCAACGGCUGAAAUGAUCUCUCUGGCUGAAGUAGUGCCAGAUGGGGGCUUCAAGUAUUUGACAAAUCUAAGGAAGCCGACGCUUAGAGCGUGUCUUGUCGACGUGUGCAACAAUGGCGGAAGACAGGCUUUCACCAUUGCCGGCAAAAACAUGGACGCCUUGCACAUGAUAAGCCGGCGCAUCUGUGAUGAGAGAAUCGAUAUAGUAUUCAAGCGCUUGGGGCCGUGUACUGCCAACGCAGACGCCCUCGAAGACUUUAACGAUGCCUUGCAAGAUUUGUCCAGAGACGCACACAGGUGUGCCGAGUUGGCGACUGAGAUGCGUGAGGCCUUUAGCAAAUGGGGUAAGAUGGUUGGCGAGUUGAACAUGUGCACGGAAAACCAGGUGGGCAGCACGAGCAUCCGCGCCUACGACGUCGCAACAGAGCAGCGCAUGGCCGAGAUCGAAGAGAAGUUCGCUGAUGACGCAUCCGACAACACCAAGACGCAGGUCGAAAAGGCGGCUCGCGAACUGGCAAAGUCGGAAGGCCGACUCGACAGAGCCGUCCGUGAGGUGCCUGGCCCAUGGGCGACGGUCAUCCAGGGGGCCGUCGUAUGCUAUACCCAGACGAUACCAACACUCAUGGCUGGCGCUCUCCCUGCCAUCUUUGCUGGGUGUACAGAACACAAAGUCACCCAUAUACCAGCGCAGGUCGACAUUCCUCAGGAGAUGCCGCCGCCGCCGUAUGACGAUCCGUCCUACGCCAGCGCCGCCGAAAUCAGGGAUCUGGUCAACCACUUCUACAGCUUCAUCGGUAGUGACAGCGGUCCAAUCGACUGGGAAAAGUUCAAGAGGUCCCCAGGGGUCAACGGAACUCUUCGAGAAGACGGGAACCAAGCCGGAGACUGUCUGGCCUACCGAACCCAAGCAGCGGGCGCCAACGAACCCCAGGGGCUGGCCUAUCUCUUGGGCACCUUGCGAGGCCUGAGGCAAAGCACAGAUGUGACCGGCACAAAGGCAAACAACAAGCUGAUGGAAGCGUAUGGAAUUCUCAUAGAGGUUGGCACUGAGAUCCAGAUCCACCUGAGCCAGCAGAACAAGAUCAACGCGGUGGCCAACCCCAGCGAUCAGGUCGUCCGGGGCUGGAAAGAAAGAGUCAAGAAGGCCCAGACCAACGUGCUUCAUCUUGCGGCCUCAGCCAACGCCAGGUCCUCCAGUAGCGUCCCGAGGCCGUUUGGCAACGUAAACAUCCAGAGCUGGCCUGACUCGUCGGUGCAAAAGGCGCAGCUUAGCACGGCAUUGCAGUCGGUGCAGAUAGCUCAAGCGGCACUCGAAAGCGCGCAGUCGACAUAUGAUGCCGCCCGCGCCAAACAGGAGCAAACUGCAAAGGCCAUGGUCAGGAUCCAGGCCAAGCUCAAGAAGCUCCGUGACGAGGGGCAGAAUCUUGAAAAGAUCAAAGACGUGUUACGCGAUUGCAUCUCGGUCCUGGUCGACCUGGCUGUCCAGAUCCGCAAGCUGGAGCAGUUCUUUAUCAUGCUAGCCAACGUCAUCGAUCACAUCGUGCUGCCGCGGGCUGAGACCUUCACACGCACGAUGACCAAAGUCGGCCGUCGUGCUCUGAGAGACGGCGCCAUCAACGCGGAUGAUAUCACCAAGCAGACAAUAUAUACCUCGACUCUACAGAUCAAGGGCUAUUUUAGCGUUUUGCAGGACAUCUCAGAGAUGUACACGCUUGUGCACCAGCGAUAUAUCAAUGAGGGUGUUGACUUGUGCUACCGCCUGUCCAAGGGCACGGCGAGCAACGACCCCAUGUCCGAGCUGCAGGAGACCUUGGCUAGUUAUUCGGAUAAAUCAGCCAAGGAGAUUGCUGCGCUGGCCUCUGAUAAGCAGGCAGGGGUCCUCCAAUCUCUAAAGGACCGCGCCCGCAAGGCCCUGGAGCACACGCAGCUGAUUGAGAACGAAGUCGCCAAGAGGGGGAUUGCGGUUGAAGAGUCGGCCAAGUUGGCUAUAAAAGAAGGCGGGGAGCAGUACUGCGCCGAUGCUGCGAGGAUAAAUAUCAAUCCGAAUUUCAUCCUCCACACAGACACAGGCUCCAACCGGUCGAUUGCUCUAGACACCAAUGGCGAUUCUACUUUGAAUGCCGUGGUCCAAGACGGCGAUGGUACCGGAGCCAUUUCAUACCAGCCAAUUCGGUCCUCAAAUAAUUCGCGAGACAGUGCAAGUAAACUUUCAGCAUUACCUCCACAAGUUGUUUGCGAAUCCCGUCAUGGCCUAAAGGUACUCGUCAGCCAACCAGUCGAUAAGAGAAACGCCGUGGACAUUGUCGCUAUUCAUGGACUGAAUGGCGAUCGCGAGGGAACCUGGACCGACAAGACAACGAACGUUAACUGGUUAAGUAACGCGUCCUGCCUCCCAAAAGACGUUCCAAAUGCGCGAGUCUUCAGUUUUGGCUAUAACUCGGCCACAUAUUUCAGUCGGUCCAACUCAGAUGUCCAGGACUAUGCCUCGGAGCUCCUUGCAGAAGUAAAGGCUCAUAGGAGGAGUGAUGCAGAGAAGCGCAGACCCAUCGUAUUCAUCUGUCAUAGCCUCGGUGGUUUAGCGAUAGUUAGAGCCCAUGAACAGAAUCAAUUUUACUCGUCCCUCAUGGAAAGUGUCCAAGGAGUGAUAUUCUUCGCAACUCCGCACAAGGGCUCGAGCCUGGCUUUCUGGGACCUUAUUGGAACUCGCAUCGUUCAAGCUGCUGCUUUUGGCUUGGCAGCUAACCCAAACUUACCCAAGGAUCUCAAAGUUAACUCGGAGAUGCUAAACCGUAUAUCUAAUUCUUUUGCAUAUCGGGGAUGGAAUAUUAAAAUUCGGAGUUUCUAUGAAACGGAAUUUAUGCCUUUCCUCAACUGUCGCGUCGUUGAUAAGGAUUCGGCCAGGCUAGGUUGGGGGAACGAACUCGAUAUCGCAUCAACGGCAAACCAUUCGAGUAUCUGCAAGUUUGCCUCGGCAACCGACCAUAGAUACCAGACAGCCAUCGAUGCAAUACUCGAUAUCAUCAACACAUCGGACGAGACAGCCACUCCUACACUCGGCGUUAAGGAGGUGAGCUGUAUUGGCCGGUUGAACUCGGAAUAUGAGCAUCAUCUUGACCAAGUGGAUAAUCCGGUUAGCGGAACCUGUGAAUGGAUUCUCUCACAUCACAAGUGGCAACAGUGGCAAUCGUGGCCGCACUCAUCCUUACUCUGGAUUACUUCAAACGCAGGCUGUGGGAAGUCCGUUACCGCAAAGUUUCUUGUCAACUAUUUUAAAAGUAAACGAGGUGUAAAUGCAUCUCAAAGUUUUGGUUACUUCUUUUUUAUGGAUGGUAUCGCUGGUCAGGACAAUGCGACUGCUGCAGUAUCUGGUCUCCUUCAUCAACUAUAUCGUUCACAACAUGGUCUCAUUAGACACGCCUUGAACAAAUUGGAAGGCAACUUGAGUCAUAUCAGGUUCUCAACUUUAUGGCAGAUUUUUGUCGAUAGUAUCAAUGAUGAUUACGCAAAAGAUGUUCUCUGGGUCCUGGACGGGGUGGAGGAAUGCGAAGCACAAUCGCUUCGCCAAUUCAUGAGGGCACUGUCGGCUCUUUUUGAGCCACAAACCGCCGCUAAAGGUACUAUUCGGAACUGCAAUCUCAAGGUUGUGCUGCUCAGUCGUCCAAGCAGUUUAAUACAGCAUGCUUUGGGCCUAUUCCCGGAAAAGGACUCAGUGAAUGGUCAUCUCAGCAACAAACUCAGACUUUCCGGAGAAGACGAAAACCAGGCACUUACAGCAGACAUCCUUCGGUUCGCACACUCGAAGAUUAAUGAACUCAUGUUAGCAUCUGCUCUCCCGGAGAAUGUAUUAAAGCAUCUACAAGAAAGGCUCGUUGCUGGAGCUGAUUUCACGUUUCUCUGGAUAUCACUAGUCAUUAAAGUAGUCGAAGAUUCAACAUUAAACGGCAUUUCCGUUGUACAGCUGGAAAAGAUUUUAAACACCACUAAUUUGGACAAUAUUUAUCAGCAACUCUUGGAGGGUCCAUCCAGGGCAUUUCCUUCAAAGACAAGGAAACUUUUAUCCAUUAUUCUAGCCUCAGCCCGGCCCUUGACUGUUGACGAAAUGUGUGCAGCAAUAGAGGUUCAGGAGAAUUAUGAUGUCGAAGCAACCAUUACUGGCGGAUUUACAGCCGUUAUGGAAAGGAGCAACAACAGAACUGCUAGGAAGGGCACCAACUAUCCAAAAGGUUGGGCAGAGAAUGCCGACGCUACCGGUCAGCAAUCGCUUAAAAUGCUUGAGGAUCAGCUUCACAAGCCCUUUGAUAACCAUAUACGCCAACUUUGUGGUCAUUUCGUUCGGAUUCGAUGCGGCAAGCUAUAUUUCGUUCAUCAAACGGCACGGACCUUUUUGACCAAAGCAUCUUUCGAACUGCGUUAUGAGCCGCACCCCACGCUUGCUUUGACUCAUGGCGUUUCAGGGGAAGAGAGAAUACCUGCUAAUGACUCAAGAAGAAUAUGGUAUCCCAUAAAACAAGAGGAAGCAAUUCAUACUCUUCUCAACCUCUGUGUAAAUUACAUCAAGAUAUUUGCUCGUGAAGAAGAAGAAGAAGAUGAUGAUGAUGAACUUCAGGUGUGGAAUGAAGAGCAAAUUGCGCAGUAUCUUGAGCCCGGCACAAAGCUUUUCAACGUAUGGAUCAAAGUACACGGCAGCUGGAGAGAGGAGCAUACGACGCGAAGCGGAGCUAAACAGAUAAAUGGAUCAGCAGAUGACCUUCAAGUCCCUGAGUUCAACCCAAUUUGGGAACUUGGCAGACAAUUCGAGGAGUUCGAAAAAUGGUUUUCUGGGAAAUGGCGUGUCGCAUCUACCUCUGAAGAGACCAAUCAAAGGAUUGAAAAUCUAAGACGUCAAUUCGCCCAGAAUCCGAAGCUUCAUACCUUGAAAGAAUUUCUCGAUCAAGAGGAGUGGACCAGUGAAGCCAGAAAUUACGAGCUUCUGGCAUUCAGAGUUGAACAGAUGAAUCAUUUGUUCACCGAACUCACCGACGAAUGGUCUCAGGCUAUCAAUGAGUAUAAGGAAUAUAAAAUAGUUCUUGCAAACCCGGAGCAAACAAAGGACAAGAACGCUACAGCACAUAUUCGAGACAUUCGGAAGAAAAUGCAAAUGGAAAAACAGCUCCUUGAAGCCCUCAUGCAUUUUGACCUUCUCAACUUGAGUGAAGCAGGACUUGAAGGGGAUGAAUUCCUGCUUGGAUAUUGGCAAUCGAGAAGCUACAGCGAACGCUAUCAGAAAGACUACGAAGGGGACGAGAAGCAGUAUGAUGGUGGUGGCGGUGACGGUGACGGUGUCGGUGUCGGUGGCGGUGGAGAGAUUGCGGAUGAAGAUAAUAUCCCAGACUGGAUUAAGCAUUACAUUCGAAAGAAACACGGAGCGGUGAUUGCUGGUAGGUCUCAUGUUACUGCUACUCCCGGUAUACAUCUCCCAGGGUUAUCAAACCCUGAGACUCUAUCAUUCGAUGAUAGUGUAGGGUUGAGAUUGGCAAGUGACCAGUCUAAACAGCGAAUGCAGAUGGGUCAGACUCAGCGCUCGAUGGGUUUACCACGAGGAUAG
Molecule: messenger RNA, 5784 nt
Organism: Trichoderma aggressivum f. europaeum
Lineage: Eukaryota; Fungi; Ascomycota; Sordariomycetes; Hypocreales; Hypocreaceae
Exons: 8
Coding region: 1-5784 (1927 amino acids)
Source: RefSeq, a predicted model, not a curated record